CCAGUUCCCGCAACGACUCUUUCUGUAUUUUGUCCUCCAGCCCCACUGAUCAUCCUCCUGGUUCUUCUCAGAGUCUCAACGUCUGUUUUUAUGGCGGGGUGAUUAAGCCCCGCCCCCUCCCUUUCGGAUUGGGCGCCCAGGCCGCGUAAGCCCCGCCCCCUUCGCAUCAAUGUGACGACGUGAUUUUUGGCGCGCUUUAGGAAGAGGCCGUUUUCUUCUCCGUCUUCACCGUUCCUGUCGGAAACACCCGUUGGACUCCCGAGGAGCGGAAGCCCCACCACCACCGAGGAUGCGAAGCCGCGAGGAGGUCGAUGCGACGCUGGAGGUCGCUAAACUAAACCCGGCGGAGCUGCUUCCGACGGUGCAGUGCCUCAGUUUCAGUCCGCGGAUCGAUGCCGGGGAUUACUGUCUUCUGCAACUGGAGCCCGAGUUGUGUCACGAGUUGGAGGCGGGGCGAAGCCUGGUGAUCCGUGGAGAGAAAAAUGAACAUGCUGUAAUAUGCAGUAAGGAUAAGACUUAUGACAUGAAAAUAGCAGAUACUUCCAAUAUGUUGCUUUUUAUUCCUUCCGGUGAAACGCCAGAGCAGCUUCGUGCAGACAAGGCUACCACUAAUAUACUCCACCCUGAGAUUGCAGGCUUCUCCAAUCAUUUUUGGGAACUAAGAAGAUGCCGGCCUAAAUUGAAGAAGCUCAAGAAACUCCUAUUGGAAAAUCCUUAUGAAGGUCCAGAUUGUGAAAAAGAGAGAAUUGACACAAACUCAAAGUAUACAACAGAAGACUUCUUGGAUUUGGUCCAAGCAAGUGAGGAAGAAAUAAUGCAUCAAUUGAAGGUUCUGAAAGCAUGCCAAGUUCAAGGAUACUGGAGAAUUCUAGACUUUGACUAUGAGAUGAAACUCUUGAAUCACGUGACCCAACUAAUAUAUUCAGAGUCCUGGUUAUUCAAUAAAGUCCCUUUAAGUAUAUGUGUUCAAGAACUUGGACCUCUAGAACCAAAAGAAAUGAUAGAACACAUCCUGGAAAGUUACGGGAAAAAAUAUAUGGAUGAAGGUCAGGCUUACUUUGAAAUGAAUGAAGAGAAGUUGUGUAGAGCAAUGGCACAAAUGCUCUUACAAAAUGCUGUUAAAUUCAAUCUCUCGGAAUUUCAAGAAGUGUGGCAGCAGAGUGUCCCUGAAGGCAUGACAACUAGACUGGAUCAGUUAAAGGGGUUGGCUCUUGUGGAUAGAUCCUCUAAACCAGAGAUUAUUUUCCUGCUGAAUGUUGAAGAUUUACCAGAAGACGAUAAUGAAAGAUUUAAACGCUUGUUCUCUAUUCGGGAGAAGUGGACAGAAGUUGAUAUAGCUCCAUAUAUAGAGGAUUUAUGCUCAGAGAAGCAAACAAUUGGCGCACUUCUAACAAAAUACGCUCGUUCUUCAAUGCAGAAUGGACUCAAAGUUUAUAAUUCAAGAAGACCCAUUUCAUAAGAAUUAUUUCAACUAUGUAGGGACUGAAAAUAUUCUAAAGAUUGUCAACUGGUAGAUCAAUUUUUGUGCUUUUGCCACAUAGUUUAAGAUCCACAAUUUUCUGUGUGGCACCUAAUAAUAUUAGGAGUUCUUGAGAAUUCUUUACUGUUGAAAUUGAUAUUUCUAGAAAAAUAUAAAUAGCAAUAUGAGUAUUUCAUUCAACUCCUUUCUGUAUUUUGUUUAAAUUAAAUCUGUAUUAAAAUUUUAAAAAAUGUAUAAGUUAAAGCACACAUUGUAAAGAAGAUCAGUUUAAGAUAGGUAAAGGAUGGUUUUCUUUAAUCUUUCCUUUAUAUUAAUUAACAUUUCAACAUUUCCUUGGAAGAACUAAAUUAGUCUAUUUAGCUAAUCUGCUAUUUUGUUUGUAGUUUACAGAAUUUCCAGACACUAGUUUCCAGUUGAUAUUCUGAUUUUUAUAGUUCAACAUUGUUGGACUUUAUCUUUACCUUUUCUUUAUUUCCUUUUCUGAAAUCAAAUUUUAUAAUGUGAGUUGUUUUUUGUUUGCUUUUCUUUCUGAAGAGUCUUGCUCUUAAGCAAAUUAGUUAAAAUGAUGACUAAACCUGAGUCAGUGAUAAUAAUUGUUACCUGAAAUAAUCAGAUUUGUAGGUAAUGUUCUACUGAAUAUUAGUUGCUUGGAUAUAUGUUGCCUUGCCUGUGAACCAGGGGUGAAAUCCAAGAACCGGCAAAUGCCACCUCUGGCUGGCCCCAGAGUGUGGUGGGAAUGGAGAUUUUGCACUAUCCUUCCCCUGCCAUGCCCACCAAGCCACGCCCACAGAACCGGUAGUAAAAAAAAUAAGUUUCACCUCUGCUGUGAACAUCUCAGAGGAUAUCUGUUAACCUUGGAAUCAAUGUACUGAAUUUGUGGGGCUGUUAUUCUGUUAUUAGAUUUUCUGCAAGACUACGUAUCCCUCUCAUCUUUCAGGUUCUUCAAUGAUUCAGUUACAUUGGCAUUGUAACUGAAUCCAUCCAGCUGGUGGUCUUUCCUUCUACUUUUCCUGCCAUUAUAAGCUUCUUGUAACAGACACAUUGCUGUGUCUGAAGUAUGAUGACUUGAGCCUGGUCAUCUGUGCCUCAAGUGAGAAAUCAGGGCUGAUUUGCUCAGUGAUCCAUUGGUUGGGUUUUUUGGCUAUUCAUGGUCUAUUCAGGAGUCUUCCCUAACACCAAAGACCAUGGCUUUGCAGUGUCCAUCUCUCUUACCCAAUUUACAGCUUCACAGGCAUGCUAAACUUCAACGCCCAUAAUGCUCAGGUAGCAUGGCUACUGCUGAGGAUUGUGGGAGUUCAGGGAUUGGAUUAGAAGACUUCCAAGGACUCUUCCAACUCUAAUUGUUACAAGUAAUCCUUGACUUACAACCACUCUCUUCAGCAACACAAACAUUCAUUGCAUGCAUCUGGCCCAGAGGCCUUAG
Ahaetulla prasina is the source of this 2903-nucleotide messenger RNA. It is a transcript of the gene DSCC1, whose product is annotated as DNA replication and sister chromatid cohesion 1. Gene Ontology annotation, biological process: maintenance of mitotic sister chromatid cohesion; mitotic sister chromatid cohesion. Bases 290 to 1459 code for a protein of 389 amino acids. The record is from RefSeq and is a predicted model, not a curated record. Gene Ontology annotation, cellular component: chromosome, centromeric region; Ctf18 RFC-like complex; nucleus. The transcript has 9 exons. NCBI's taxonomy places the organism in Eukaryota, Metazoa, Chordata, Lepidosauria, Squamata, Colubridae.